Messenger RNA from Onthophagus taurus, 2235 nucleotides. It is a transcript of the gene vlc, whose product is annotated as disks large-associated protein 2. Gene Ontology annotation, biological process: signaling. NCBI's taxonomy places the organism in Eukaryota, Metazoa, Arthropoda, Insecta, Coleoptera, Scarabaeidae. Gene Ontology annotation, molecular function: molecular adaptor activity. Gene Ontology annotation, cellular component: postsynaptic specialization; glutamatergic synapse. The record is from RefSeq and is a predicted model, not a curated record.
GCUGCGAAGUGCAGCAUUUUGAUUUGGUCGUGAUCCGCGUCACACCCUCUUCAGCUGCUCACGAAAUUCCACAUGUAAUACACCUUAAAUUUGACGCCGAUAAUUUCAUCUUCGAGGUUACAACACGCCCUAUUAAAGGUGCCCAUCGUCGUCCUCGUUCUUCUCCGUUUCGAAAGUAUCCGGUGCGAAAAAAUUCCAUCUCUGUUCACGCAUCAUCCCUUUGACAUGGGAAAAAAGAAGAAAAUGAAUCGUCUAAUAUCGAGAUGGAUGAGAAGUGACCUGCCGGACGAUCGGUCCCCGGUUUUGCUUCUGGGGGUCGCGAAAAUUCCGACAUCUCCAAAGAGCACUCCGCGGGGUGUUUUAACCGCUACAGUUCAACCGUCGUCGAACGCGCUGCCCAAGAAGGAUGGUGCGCAAAGUAAAACGGUCGUAAGGAAGAAAUUUGUUGUUACGCCGUGCAAGGAAAAUACGUUACCCACUACUACAACAGCUACCACUGCUACCGAACGUUAUCCAAGCGUGCAAGUUAACGAUGUGCUCCCUGUUGUUCUUGCUCCAAGCGAAACUGUAGCUAUUAUGGAUGAUAUAGACACGGAGGGGCACCGUGUAGGUGCUUCAAUUAAUUCCGCGGAUACUAAAGAUUUAAAUUUCGAUCACAAUUCUUCAAGUUCAGAAGCAAUAAAAGCAUCCCGCGCAUCAACUGGUUGUGGAGGUGAACACCGAUUACCAUCGUACCUGAGUUUGGCGUGUACAGUGAACGGUUAUUCCUCGACGACAAACUACGAUCCUGAAAGGUUAGCCCGUUCUAGGGACGCCUCACCACAUCGGCCGUUCGGCCACAAUGUCGACGGUUUGACCACCGCGUACACCGUUUGCAACAAUUUACUUUCGCCACCGAAUCUCGUCCCAUUACCGCCAAUUUCGGACCACGACACCGCCGACGUCAACAUGUCGGAAAACGGCGUUACAAUUACCACUCAAUCCACCACCACAUACAGACACGAAUACCAUCAUCACCAAUUAUCAAAUAGCUUAACUAUGUCUUAUAAUCUCGCUUCGUCCGAUACUGUAGAUACAUGCGCCAACAAUGGUUUUAAGGGUUCUAAUAUAGUUUCGAGCUGCGAUAAAGAAAAUAAUAACUCCAAAUCGUUUAUACAGCAACGUGUUGAGCGGUUGUACGGACCAGGGGCGCUCGCUCAAGGAUUUUUUGUUAUGAAAAAGCAGAAAAACAAAAGCUAUGAACUUGAACAUAUUGCCAGGUGUAAGGCUGCUAGCGAAAAGCACUCAAAGUCGAUGAACGAGCAAGGUUUUCGUCAUGAUGAUGAUACUUCUGAUGGUGAUUCAAAAUCAAAAUCGACUUUACCUGUAUUAAGACAUUUAAGACCUGAAUUUCGAGCUCAAUUGCCUUUAACAGUAACGAAAAAACGCACCAGUGAAAACACAUCUCCGCAAAAAAUCCCCUCAAUUAAUAUAGUCCAAGAGGAAGAAUCCGUUAAUGGCCAUUGUAAUCCAGCGGACGAGAUGAACUGCGGAUUUCGCAACGAACUCAAACAAAGUACUCCGUGUAAAAAGAGCAAUGAUGUCUGUGAUAGGAAUAAGCCCCGCAAUCAAACGCGUGAAAGCACUGUUAAAGAUGGGCAUUACUUUAUGAUGAUAAUAGAAAAGGAAUCCCAACGUUUACUCGCUUUAGCAAUAAAAGCUGAAGAGGAAUUAGAAUCUCCAGAUUUAAGCGAAGAUGCCAAAGGAUUUUUAAGAUCAGCAUCUGGAAAAGCCAGGCUUUUAGUUACUCAAAAGAUGCAACAAUUUAAAGGAUUAUGUAGAAAUAAUGUAACACAGGUACCAGAUGAAGCUUUUCCAACUACCAAUGAAGACCUCCAAGGUUUUUGGGAUAUGCUCAUGUUACAAGUCAUACAAAUCGAUAAUUUAUUUGCCGAACUCGAAACAUUAAAAGCAAAUAAUUGGGAGGAAAGCCCAGUUCCAAGUAAUGUUUCAACAAAUGGUAAAAACGUUAAAGAAACUAAAAAGGUCGUAAAAGUACCAAGACCUUCAAGUGCUGUAACAGUAGAAAGGAAACUCCGCGAAAUCCAAAGGAAAAAGUUGAUUGAAGAGAAACGAAAAGCAAUGCGUGAACAACAACAAAAUAAAUCAUCCCGGCAAAACAUUGAGAUUUACGUGCCUGAAUCUAGCUGAAAAUCGCUUACAGUGCGAUUACUGUAUAGCUGCAACAUUUAUUUG